AUGCCGACCGAGCUAGAAAGCGUAAGAACGCGACAAAUUGUCGCCUUGCGGACCAUGAUCAACUUAAAUGAGCCAGUUAUCAGCUCAGGAGUCAAAGAACCUGUAAUUCUCCAUUCUGUGUGGAAGAUUUUGGUUCUCGACAAGGCUGCUCAAGAUAUUAUCUCUCCACUUCUUCCAGUCAAACAACUCAGAGAUCUGGGAGUCACACUUCAUCUACUUCUCGGAGCUCGCCGUGAGCCACUUACCGAUGUUCCAGCUGUGUAUUUUGUAUCUCCCACUGAUGAAAACAUUGACUUGAUGAGCGAGGAUCUCAAAAAAGCAAUGUAUGAUUCAUUCUACUGCAAUUUCAUCUCUCCACUUGCUCGUCCUCGAUUGGAAUCUCUUGCUUCUGCAGCUGUCCAUGGUGGAGCUGUUGCUCAAGUACAGAAGGUAGUGGACCAAUACCUUAAUUUCAUCUCACUGGAAGAUGAUCUUUUUGUUCUCCGUCGCUACAACGAGAAUAGCACUUUCUCCUAUUUCUCAAUGAACUCACCAGGAACAUCUGAAGUUACCGUUAACGCUAUGCUCGAUUCAGUUGCCGAUGGUUUGUUUGCAGUUUGUGCUACAAUGGGAAUCGUCCCAAUUAUCAGAUGCCCGAAAGGAAAUGCAGCAGAAAUGGUUGCAAAGAGGCUAGAUCAAAAACUUAGGGAUAAUCUGAGAGACUCCCGUAAUAACUUGUUCACAAUGGAUGGUGUUCGGAUGGGUCUCCUACAAACAACUCGUCCACUUAUGGUGAUUGGUGAUCGCGGUGCCGAUCUUGCAACAAUGCUUCAUCACACGUGGACCUAUCAGGCCCUGAUGCACGAUGUCUUGGAACUCGACCAAAACCGUGUAACAAUUACCAAUUCUGGUAAAAAGAAGGAAUACGAUAUGGGAACCGGAGGAACGGACAAACUAUGGAAGAAUCACAAGGGAAGUGCAUUCCCAGCUGUGGCUGAGGCAGUUCAAGGGGACCUGGAUGCUUACAGAAGCAGUGAGGAAGAAAUUAAACGAUUGAAGCAGGCGAUGGGUAUGAGUGGAGAAAGUGAUGCUGCUGAUGAAGCCAUGACGACUCUUCUCGCCGAUACUACUGCUAAACUUGGAUCUACUGUUACUAGUCUCCCCCAACUGCUUGAAGCUAAGCGACUUAUUGACUUGCACACAAAUGUUGCCACAACUCUGCUUGAUGUGAUUAAAGAAAGAAAGUUGGAUGUGUUGUUUGAACUUGAGCAAAAACUGUUGCAACAUUCUCCACUCGGUAUGUUUGAAAGCUUUGAGAGCUUUGAAAUUAAUCACAAAUACUUUAUAGACCAACCCGUAACACAAUUUCUGGGAAGCAUUAGUAAUCAGGAAGACGUUCUCCGUGUACUGAUUAUCGCCUUCCUAUGUCAAGAAACUGUGAAUCAGAAGAGCUACGAGGAGAUGAUGAGCUUGCUCCGUGAGAAAGGAAUUGAAGAAUCAGCAUUGAAACAAGUACAAAAGCUCAAGUAUGUCGAAAUUCUUUGUAAAAUUACUGAUCGGACCAUUUUCAGAUCGAUUUCCCAACUCGGUUCUCGUUUAGCCAGUUCAUCUCACACGGAAGAACAUCAAGGAGCUGGAACAAAAACAAUAGGAAUGUUCAAUAAAUUACUGAACCAUGGAUCGAAAUUCGUAAUGGAAGGAGUCAAAAAUCUUGUUCCAAAAGCACAUCAUCUUCCGCUGACCAAACUGGUUGACACACUCAACACGCCUCCAUCAUCUGCUGGAAUUUCGGCUGUUGGAAUCAAUCAAAUGAUGGGAGGAUCAUCGCAAGCACCGGAUAUCGAUGAGACGUAUUGCUUCUUCGACCCAAAGUUGAUGCAUCAGCCGACCAAAGAGUUUGUUUUACCUUUUUCUAAGAUUACUGUGAAAGUGUUUUGCAGAACGAUCGCAUUGGCUCGACAACAAGCGGCUCAAGACAUUGUUCUCUUUGUUGUGGGUGGAGGAAAUUAUGUAGAAUAUCAGAAUCUCGCAGAUUACGGUAUGCUUCUUUAUUUCUUUUUCCUUUCUCUUCGCCCAAUUAUCUUUUUUUUAGGGAAAAGCAAGAACCUAAUGCGAGUAACGUAUGGAUGUACAGAACUUGUCAACCCAACUCAAUUCUGCGACCAGGUUCGUCCCCUCUCAUAG
Caenorhabditis briggsae is the source of this 2163-nucleotide messenger RNA. The transcript is spliced from 6 exons. The record is from RefSeq and is a predicted model, not a curated record. Gene Ontology annotation, biological process: intracellular protein transport; endoplasmic reticulum to Golgi vesicle-mediated transport. Gene Ontology annotation, molecular function: syntaxin binding. Gene Ontology annotation, cellular component: Golgi membrane; cytosol. NCBI's taxonomy places the organism in Eukaryota, Metazoa, Nematoda, Chromadorea, Rhabditida, Rhabditidae. The coding region runs from base 1 to 2163 and encodes 720 amino acids.